Messenger RNA from Purpureocillium takamizusanense, 2189 nucleotides. RefSeq lists its product as uncharacterized. Gene Ontology annotation, biological process: mitochondrial respiratory chain complex III assembly. The transcript has a single exon. Gene Ontology annotation, cellular component: mitochondrial inner membrane. NCBI's taxonomy places the organism in Eukaryota, Fungi, Ascomycota, Sordariomycetes, Hypocreales, Ophiocordycipitaceae. The coding region runs from base 144 to 1943 and encodes 599 amino acids. The record is from RefSeq and is a predicted model, not a curated record.
ACCAGGCUCACGCUUCACCGCGGUCGCUCCUUUUUGUUUCUUUAUGGAACACCCCCCACGGCCACUCGCCCAUUCGUCCUUUCCGAAGCUUGCCCUUAGGCAUAGAUUCUCGGUGCCUGGACUCAAUCUGCCAGUCCUUCACGAUGAAUGCGUCCCAGAGAGCUCUCGCGAGGGCCGCGCGAGUGCGAUGCUCCGCGCGGAGACCGGCACUCGCCACCUCACGCCAGUGGGCUCGAAAUGCCGGCUCGACACCCGGCCAGGGCCCUCAGCGACGAGGAGGCAAGGCGGUGGGCUUUGCCGCCGUCUUUGCCGCCGCUGCCGCCGGCGCGUACUACUAUCCGAAGCUCACGUCCUCAGGCGCGGACCAUGAUGAUGAGCCCGCCAAGGCCGAGCUCGAGUUCGAAAAGCCCAGGAAGCAGCCCGUGUCCAAAGAAGACAACCGAGAUCUCAUCAGCUCGCAACAUCUCCAGGUGAAGAGUAGCUGGGAGCACCCGGGAGUCUACGCCUGGGGCUCCAACGUCGGCAAGGUCAUCGACCCCAACUCAAAUGAGAAAUACAUCAAGCUGCCACGGCGAAUUGCAUUCUUCAACGAUCAGCUUCUACGAGAUCUCAAGCUCACCCAGGACUUCGGUGCGGCCAUCACAGAGAACGGGGAUCUGGUGCAGUGGGGCUUGGGCUACUCCAGGGCAGAGCCGGCUCCCGAGGCCACGUUGAAGGGCAAGGAUCUGGUCAGGCUUGAGGUUUCGGCGGAUCGUGUCGUUGCCCUCUCGCGGAAUGGCUCCGUGUACUCCAUCCCGUCGUCACGCGAUGACCUGGAGACUGGCAUCAAGCCGGAGGAGCAGAAGAGCUCUUGGUCGUUAUGGAGUUCUGGGGGCAAGGAGAAGAUCAGCUUCAGAAGCCUGACACCUCAGGGCCUGAGCAGGGGCGAAAAGGUCACCGACAUCAGCAGCGGCCUAGAGCACUGCCUCAUGUUAACCUCCAAGGGGCGCGUCUUUGCCGCUGCUUCGAGCUCCAGUUCGUUCCCGUCAAAGGGCCAGAUGGGUAUACCAGGGCUCAGCUGGGAGACGCGGCCGCAGGGCCCGUACGAUCAGGCUCAUGAGAUAGCGACUCUCAGGGGCUUUCACGUCGACAAGAUUGCGACCGGCGAUCACCACUCCGUCGUUUUGGACAACAUCGGGAGGGUCUUCACUUUUGGCGAUAACACCUACGGGCAGCUCGGGAUCGCUACCGAGGGGGCGCUGCCGCAGAGCGCCGCUCCGACUAUUGUGGCCGUGAAUAGUCUGUACAACAGCAGCGGCCUAGUGCCCAAGGUGACGUCCAUCGCGGCUGGCGGCACCAACACCUUUUUCACCGUGGAUGCCGAGGCGCCGGCAAUGGAGAGGGAGACGCGAGGCUCCGCGCCGGCCCGGAGAAUGCCAGGGACCGUCUCAGACCUGUGGGCAUGCGGGCAAGGCGUGACCGGGACACUGGGAACGGGCAGGUGGACUCAUGUGUCCAUCGGGCCGACAAAGGUCAAGGCGCUUUCGUCGCUCUUCGAAUUCGACGAGAAGACGAACAAGAUGAUGCCCAUCAAGCUCAAGUCUCUCAACGUCGGCACGACACACUGCGCGGCAGUCAUGGACAACGUGACCGAGACCAACAUCUCGUAUCGCUCGACGGAGAACGAGACCAACUGGGGCGCCGACGUCAUGUUCUGGGGCGGCAACGAGCACUACCAGCUCGGAACCGGCAAGAGGACCAACAUGAACGCACCGACAUACAUCGGCCCUCUGGACGGAGGCGCCGCAGACUCGGGCAAGGGGCGCGUGGGCGAGAUGCAUAGGCUCUGCCUCACGCCUCGCUCGACGGCGCGCAUUGGCGAAGGCGGCAAGGGUCGCAAGGUGACUCUGGAGCAAAAGGUGGAAUGUGGCAAGUUUGUGACGGGCGUGUACUCUGCUGUGUGAGUUGAUUUGCCUCAUCUACGCCGACAAGCGCGGCUUGUGGCUGCUGCAUGGCAGGCGGCCCUGUACAAUAUUGGGUGUACGAGAUGUGCUACUUGGGAACGGAAAACGAAGGUGAACGGACAGCGUUCGCGAUGCUCCGGUUGUACGUAAGAGGGGUGGUUCGUGAGGGCGGCUGGGCGGGCUUCUGGCGAUACUCCCCUUGUUCUACCAAGAAGCAACACAAUCCAUGCUCUCUCAUCUGCCGUG